GUCAGCUCACGACAUAAACGAUGGCGGCCAAAGGCUGCGAGACACGCUCUCUCCAUACAUCGAAUCCGGCACCUCUCCCAAAGAUCUCGCCUUUGUUCCACCCUUGAAAUUCAACUCCCCCUCUGCGAGAUUCCCGAUCUCCAAUUUCCUCUCCCCGCCCAACCCUAAUGCGCUCUGGAUUCCUGAUUUCAGAUGAGUUUAUUGUCAUAGCCCUGUUUUCUUCUCAUUGUCCUUUCCUUUUCCGUUUGUGUUUUUGAUCUGAUGGAUGAAGUCCAAGAAUUAGAUGAGAAAGCUUAGUAUUGGAGCAAAGUUUGAUGCUUUGAUUGAUUCCCUCUGUGAUUCCGAUGGAGUGAAGUCAUGCUUCUGUGAUUUAGGAUGUAGAGCAAGAAGAAGAAUUCUGAGGGUCAAAUCUAUAGUUUUGAAGAAGAAGUGCUUGAUUUAUUAUGGAGGGAAACGUAUCUAGUGGGAAUAUGAUGCCAGGAGCUGCUUCUUAUGGUGUUUUGGAUUUACACAACUCUAUGCAUCUUCAUCACCAAGAACACCCACACCAAUCUCUACAUCUUCACCAGCAACAGCCCAAUCAUCCCCACCACCAAGCCUCGAUUGUUCACCCACCAAUGCAUGAUGUUUUUCCAUUGACGUCAAUGAAUCACUUGCAUGAUUCUGAUAAACAACCCAUGAUCAUGGAUUAUAACAAGGCAGAGCGAGGGAAGAACUCCGGGAGUGAUGAUGAAGACCGGAGCUUUAACACUGAGGAUGGUGUUAAUGGCAAUAAUGAUACUGGCAAAGGGAAGAAAGCGUCACCCUGGCAGCGAAUGAAAUGGACUGAUGCAAUGGUUAAGCUGUUGAUAACUGUGGUCUCAUACAUUGGUGAGGAUCUUUCUGAAUGUAGUAGUGGUGGGAGGAGAAAGCUUGCACUUUUGCAGAAGAAAGGGAAGUGGAAGUUGGUUUCAAAAGUCAUGGCUGAGAGGGACUGUUACGUGUCGCCUCAGCAGUGCGAAGACAAGUUCAAUGAUCUUAAUAAGAGGUAUAAGAGGCUAAAUGAUAUACUGGGAAGGGGUACCUCUUGUAAGGUUGUAGAGAAUCCUGCCCUCUUGGACUUGAUGAACCACAUCUCAGAUAAGGCAAAGGAUGACGUGAGGAAGAUAUUGAGCUCAAAGCAUCUUUUCUACGAAGAGAUGUGCUCAUACCAUAACGGUAACCGUUUGCAUUUGCCACCUGACCCUGAUCUACAGCGGUCCUUGCAGGUGGCUCUUAGAAGCGGUGAUGAGCAUGAUACAAGGAGGGUUCUGCAUGAGGAUCUUGAUGAGGAUGAUCAUCAAGGAGCAGAGAGUGAUGAUAGGGAAGAUGAUGUGGAGGACGAUAGCAUUUUGCAUGGUGAUGUUGGAAGUACAUGUUUUCAGAAAAGGAUGAAGCUUGGGAGUGAGUUUGGAGAUUUUAGUUUUGGGAAUAUUUUGAAUGCCCAAGAUGUUAACAAAGGGGGGCAUCCAGUGGGUUCAUCUGUUGAUAUGAACCAAGCUUUUCCAGAUAGUUCAAAGCCUACCUGGGCGGCAAAGCAAUGGAUUAGUUCCCGUUCACUUCAGCUGGAAGAGCAAAGGUUGCAUAUUCAGGCAGAGAUGCUGGAACUUGAGAAACAACGUUUCAAGUGGCAGAGAUUCAGUAAGAAAAAAGAUCGGGAAUUGGACAAAAUGCGGAUGGAGAAUGAAAGGAUGAAACUUGAAAAUGAACGGUUGUCAUUGGAAUUGAAGCGCCGGGAACUGGAGAUUGGGCAUAAUCAAAUGUCAAAUUGAAGCUUUUAAUUGCGAGGCCAGACUUUUAUUUGUGUAGCGCCCUGAAAUGUCUGAUCAUCUGAGUCCAGAAUAUGUAUUUUGCUACCAAACUGCCCUUCUAAUGCGUAUGUGGAUUUUCAAUUAGAUAUUGGAACAUAUGAGCAUAAAUUCUUUUGUAGAGAAGUCGAUGAGAUCCUCUGUUUGUCUGAGAUUUAUGCUCUUGUUUCUUACCUUUUUCUUGUCCAGCUUCAAGUUAAUGUGACAUAUUCGCAAUUCCAUGAUUCAAGGUUUCCAA
Dioscorea cayenensis subsp. rotundata (Guinea yam) is the source of this 2064-nucleotide messenger RNA. RefSeq lists its product as uncharacterized. The record is from RefSeq and is a predicted model, not a curated record. The coding region runs from base 444 to 1790 and encodes 448 amino acids. The transcript has 2 exons. Lineage: Eukaryota; Viridiplantae; Streptophyta; Magnoliopsida; Dioscoreales; Dioscoreaceae.